Molecule: messenger RNA, 4696 nt
Organism: Penaeus chinensis
Lineage: Eukaryota; Metazoa; Arthropoda; Malacostraca; Decapoda; Penaeidae
Gene: Mnn1
Product: menin-like
Exons: 10
Coding region: 879-2567 (562 amino acids)
Biological process (GO): regulation of transcription by RNA polymerase II; negative regulation of cell cycle; negative regulation of cell population proliferation
Cellular component (GO): histone methyltransferase complex; chromatin; nucleus
Molecular function (GO): transcription cis-regulatory region binding; Y-form DNA binding; chromatin binding
Source: RefSeq, a predicted model, not a curated record
AAGAUCGGUGGAUACCCAGCUGUAUAUUUUUAUGUUUGGAAGCAUGCUUCCACGAACCCUCAAAAGAAAAACAAAGAUUAAUCGAGAUUCAUCAAUUCCGUGCACCUGGAAGAAAAGUCUAACGUGAAACGGGGCGUUGAAAUGCGCCUGGGCCGCAGGAGCGAGAUUGCGUUGCGCCGAGCACGCUCCGUCUUGCUUUGGUCUCGACCCAAAGUCUACACGUGGCACCUAGCCCUCUUGUUUUGGCCCUGCUUUCUCCUUUGGACGAAUUGAUAGUGUUUGUGUGGUGUUCAAUAUCUGUAUUAUCAUCUAAUGAUACACUUAUAAGUAUUUUCUCAUUAUGUCAUCAACAACUGUCAUUGCAAUCAAUGCAGGAAGUUCACUCUCUGCACCAGAACAUUGACGCGUCAGUUGCCGUUAACUCUAUCAUGAGAGCAAGAGACUCUUGAAAGGCCGUUAGAAUUGCUUGAAAUUAAACAUUAAUACAAUUCCAUAAUUCGUAACACAAUAAUAUGUAAUGUUUAUUGAAAUUGAAUGGAAAUACUGAUGACCUGCAUACAUGUUCUCGUUGAAACAUCAUUAGUAUUCAUAGUACUGGAGUUAAAAUGAAACAUUUUUGCAAAUCUGAAGUUUAAUAUAUCUGAAAAUCAAUUUUCACUGCUACAGGGCUUGUUAUACAAAGCGUUGUUGUCAGUGGGCGUGUGUGCCGUCUCCUUCUUUGCAAGUGCCCGAAACCAAACACAGCCGGACAGAGACAAGCCUCCGGUGCCCGCGACCUGCGUGGCGAGAUAACCAGGAGGAUCGCUUUUCGGGCGAGAAGCUGAACAUUAUUGGAACAUGUUGAUGUUUGUGACGUAGCUGAAGCAUCUGUAAACAAAAUGGCCAAGUUAUCUAGCGAGGAACGGGCUCUGUUUCCGCUCAGUGACAUAGACUCAGUUGUGAAGUUAUUUAGAAUUCAUUUGUCAAAAAACAGUGAACCAAAUUUGGCGAUAUUAUCAAUUAUCAUUGGGUACAUUGAAAACACACUGACGUGCUCGCGCGGGGGCUCAGAGCCCACACCAGAACUGGAUGAUGACUACUCAGGCAAACGGGCAGAGGACCACCGUGUUUUGCCAGUCGUGGAUUACGAAACAGUGGAAGCCUUGCAUCAAAGGUUUUUAGCAAUUAUCAAAGCACAUGUGGAUGUCACCGCCUUUGGUUCACCUCGUUAUGGAACUCGAGAACUUAUCAAGCGGAUAUCAGAUGUUGUCUGGUGUACUUUAUCCAGCAGUUAUUAUAAAGAUCGUGCACAUUUACAGUCAAUCUACAGUUACAUGACAGGAGCUAAAUUAGACAGUUCAGGGACAACUCUAGCAGUUGUUGCUGCAUGUCAAGCUCUUGGUUACUAUGAUGUUCAUCUAGCACUCUCUGAAGACCACACGUGGGUUGUCUUUGGAGAGAGAGGAGAAGAGACUGUUGAAGUGACAUGGCAUGGGAAGGGUAAUGAAGAUAAAAGAGGCAUUCCUGUAACAGAAGACGUUUACAGCAAAUCUUGGUUAUACGUAAAUGGCCGGCCUGUUAUCAGUAACAGGCAUAUGGAGGUAGCAACUAUAGUUUCAAACAUGAAUCCAGGAAUCAAUGCCACAACAGACUCUGAGGAGGUGAUGCUCCUUCAGCAAGCUCUUCUCUGGUCUCUCUAUGAUGCAGGACACCUUGCCAAAUACCCUAUGGCAAUAGAUAACCUGGGUGAUCUUGAAGAGAUGAUGCCUUCCAAGGGCAGAGCAGCUGCAACCAAAAUGUAUGAGGAGGCCAUCACCAGUGCUGUACGUUACUACGACAACCAACACGUAUACCCAUAUACCUACCUCGGUGGAUACUGCUAUAGAAACAAACUAUAUAAACAAGCUCUAAAGUACUGGGCAAAAGCUGCGUCUGUUAUAAAAAAUUACAACUAUUCUAGAGAUGAUGAAGAAAUCUACAAGGAGUUCCUAGAGAUUGCCAAUGAACUUAUCCCCCACAUCAUGCGUGUUGUAAGCUCUGGAAUAUCAGCAAGAUCCAUUCUUAAGGAUCCGGAGUGCUUUGCCUACCUUCUUGAAUUCUAUGAUGGUAUUUGUGAAUGGGAAGAGGGCUCUGCCACCCCAGUCCUUCACAUAGGAUGGGCAAAAGCACUUUUUAACACUAUUUCCAAGUUCCAUGCUCAUGUACGUUCACACGUGAAAAUAUAUUGUGUGGAUCCAGAGACGACAGACAUUGAUGCUGCAGAUUCUUCAGUUUUUUUGAAGGAAGCAGAAGAGAAUUCAACGACUGCCAGUUCUCAAGAUCAGAAUGGGAACAUGGCUACAGACAUAAUAAGCCUUGCAGAGGAGGAGAUUGACCCAAGUGAAAUGAUGCAUCGAUGGCCUCCUGUUAGAUUAUUUUCUGCUAAGAUGAGAGGGCUACGAGAUCUUCUCCUUGCAGAUAAAUUGAAUUCACAAGCGAUUUCCUUACAAUUAACAGCGCAGUCACAGGUUAUUAUGACAAAGAAGAGAGGAGCUGGAGAGGUAGAAAGCCAACACGUAGGGAGAUCAAAAAGAGCACGGAGAGAGUAGUAGAGAGACUUUUCAGACGUUUAGGAACAGCUCUCCCAGAGAAACAGCAACACUAUGAUGAAUGAAGAAAGAUAGCAGUGGGCUGCAUGACUUAUAAAAAGUCAUAGUUCCAACUUGCACUAAAUAUAACAUUAAGGUAUUGACUUUUGUUUUAGAACUUGGUUACUGUAUCCAGUGAGAAGGAAAUGAUGUAAUGGAAGCCAAGAAGUGACAGAUAAGUUUCUUGGCUCUCUCUGUUUCUUAUAUGUUAUGUCCACUUUUAUUAGCCUGUGAUCAUUUACAAGCAGAAUUUUUAUGUGUGCAUCAAGUUUCAGGGGAAUUAUAUUGAUUUAAGGUGCUGGAACAAGUACAAUUGUCUGUUUGCAAAAAUGCAAUUUGAUAAGACUAUGUGGAUUCAUGAUCUUUGCUUGCUAGAUAUUAUACUUUUAAGAGAUUUAAGCAUGUGUAAGCAAAUAAUACACUUUGUUAUGUUUGAUUAUAUGAUAUUCUAUGGAUCCAGUUACACAUGAUAUCUUUAUUUUACAUCAGAAUUAGUUACUUGUAUAUAUGUUUUCCCAAUUUUUGGGCUAAAUCAUCAUGUUUUUGUACAAUUUAAAGAAAUUGUUUUAAGAUCUGCUGAAGAUAGUUAAAUCACUUAUUUUAAGAUGUAAAAUAUGAAUGAGUUUCUAAACUCCCCCAUUGUACAGUGACAACCUGUAGUAUAUAACUGUAAGAUACAGUUAGCCUAUGUGGUUAACUCAAGGGUUAUACCACUUAUCUAGUACCUGAUAAGGCUUAAGUACUGUAAGUAAUAUGGUUGUGCACCUACUUGUCAGCUCACAAAGAGUAUAAACUUUCAGAUCAUUAUAGGGCUCAUGACUUAGAAUGUGUUACUUCUACAAUUCACUUUUUGACAAGAGCCUAGUGUAAUCUAACAUUAGAAUAGCUUAUAGCAACCAUAUCCUGUAACACCAAUGCUAGGAUGUUGAUAUAUCUUUCAUUAUGUUUGCUUGUUCACACCAUUUGAUUGUACUUUAUUAGCCAAUACCAAAAAAUAUGAUAUGUUUGUCUGUGGAAGCCUUUUAAUGUCACCAGAGAAACCUAAAUAUCAAUCACUUGAUGAGGUUGUAGAUGUAUUAUUAAGUUUGUUUUUGUGUUUGACUGUUGGUAAGUAUGAUGUGAUAGCAAUAACUUAAGUAACAGAAAAAAACAUUUGUAACUGUGGCCUUGCACUCUUAUUGGCUCUGACUCCUAAUGCCCUUGUAGCUUUUGUGGCUUUGCGGUUCUUGGUUGCAAAUGUGGUGGCUGUGCACCUAUUAGCAACACUCUGCUAGCUUAUGUUUAAUUUGUGGUGUGGUGACUUAGUGGCUGUGCAAAGUAACAUGACAUAAUAUGUGAUUUAUAAUAAUCAUGGUAUCUGAAACUACAACUUUAGUCAUUUAUAUCCAUGUAUAUAGAUUAAUCUCAUUUAGAUACACUUUUUAAAGAUGUCUGAAAGCAGUAUGAUGACUUGUGAUAAUUUAGUGUAAUGUAAUUUUACUCUCAGUUUUUCUCUAGUAGCAAAGUUACAGUGAAUAAGAUCUAAAAAUAGCACAGUUGUAAAUAUUUAUACCAUAGGUAUAAGUAGUCAGAUGAUGUCAGAUCUUUACUAGGGGUAAAUAAUUUGUGCAUACAGUUUAUGAUCACAAUAUCUGGUUUCUUUUCCUCUGACCUCAUUAGGGUUGCAAAAAGGUUGAAGGGGAAAGUAGUCCUGAAGCCAUUUCUCACAAAAUUAAAAGAAUUUUGAAUAUCGUGAUAACAUAUUUGCACAUCUUAGCUGCAUGAAACCAUGCUGUACUAGAACUAUGUACAACAUAUGUGGAUUUUAAUGCUCUCUUUGGCUAUGCCCCUUUGUGCCUGAUAUGGCAUUCACACAAAAAAGCCUCUGUUGUUAUUUGUUAUUUCUUCUUGCAGUUUCUUUGUUCAAAUGUAAAGUGAAUGCAUUAUGAUGGUUUGAGCUGUGUCUAGCGGCAGUAAUUCCUUGUGACACCAUAUGCAAUGAUUAUUUAUAUUGAUUGGUUAUAUUGGUUGACAGCAAGGAAUAUGGGAUACAUUUCAAAGAAGCACGUAAACUGGGAAAGAAGCAAUAAAGUGAAAAGGCCUUCAGCUUA